This is a messenger RNA of Brassica rapa (field mustard), 1016 nucleotides long. RefSeq names its product eukaryotic translation initiation factor 3 subunit K. Lineage: Eukaryota; Viridiplantae; Streptophyta; Magnoliopsida; Brassicales; Brassicaceae. Gene Ontology annotation, molecular function: ribosome binding; translation initiation factor activity. Gene Ontology annotation, biological process: regulation of translational initiation. The record is from RefSeq and is a predicted model, not a curated record. Gene Ontology annotation, cellular component: eukaryotic translation initiation factor 3 complex; cytoplasm.
GGUCAGAGCAAUCAAAUCACUUUCAACUUCUUCCUUGAAUUUUUUUUUGGUUCUCUCAGUUGCCAGAAAGGCAGAAACUAUUAUUUACGAAAGAGACCUUAGACAGUUACUAUCAUUCUAAUUUAAACCCGAAGGUUUGCCAAGUGCACUGUCGUUAAACCCAAGACUCCGCCGCGAGAACACCGGCGCAAAGAGAUGGAGUCACCUAAGGAACAGAGCUCUUACACAGUUGAGCAGCUCGUCGCCGUCAAUCCCUUCAACCCUGAAAUCUUACCUGAUCUCGAAAACUAUGUCAACGAGCAGGUUACGUUGCAAACGUAUAGUCUGGAUGCAAAUCUAUGCUUGCUCCGUCUCUACCAGUUUGAGCCUGAGCGUAUGAAUACUCAUGUUGUGGCUCGUAUCUUGAUCAAGGCUCUUAUGGCUAUGCCUACUCCAGACUUCAGCCUUUGCCUCUUCUUGAUUCCCGAACGAGUGCAAAUGGACGAGCAGUGCAAGGCACUUAUUGUUCUCUCACAUUACCUUGAGACUGGGAGGUUCCAACAGUUCUGGGAUGAAGCUGCCAAGAACCGUCACUUUCUCGAGUCUGUUCCUGGUUUUGAGCAAGCUAUCCAAGCAUAUGCAAGUCACCUUCUUAGCUUAAGCUACCAAAAGGUUCCAAGAUCUGUGCUUGCCGAGGCUGUUAACAUGGAUGGUGCAUCCCUAGACAAGUUCAUCGAGCACCAAGUGGCUAACAGUGGAUGGAUUGUUGAGAAAGAAGAUGGAAGUAUCGUCUUACCACAGAAUGAAUUUAACCAUCCGGAACUAAAGAAAAACGCAGGUGAGAAUGUUCCCUUGGAACACAUCGCCCGCAUCUUCCCCAUCCUUGGUUGAACCAAAUUAUGAUGACUGCAACAGUUUUCUUUAGUCUCUCUAGCUUUCAUGUAAUACAACACUUUCAGACGUUGUAAUGUGUCCUUUUUUUUUGGCAUGGACCUUCUUCCUCUUUGCAAUAUUGAGAUAUUUUUUUUCAAAAUCAA